This is a messenger RNA of Cydia pomonella (codling moth), 1621 nucleotides long. Its product is annotated as zinc finger protein 652-B-like. The transcript has 7 exons. The record is from RefSeq and is a predicted model, not a curated record. Gene Ontology annotation, molecular function: zinc ion binding; sequence-specific DNA binding; DNA-binding transcription factor activity, RNA polymerase II-specific. Lineage: Eukaryota; Metazoa; Arthropoda; Insecta; Lepidoptera; Tortricidae. Gene Ontology annotation, biological process: regulation of transcription by RNA polymerase II. Gene Ontology annotation, cellular component: nucleus. The coding region runs from base 116 to 1606 and encodes 496 amino acids.
GAUGAAACCAUGUUGAAAUCUAUUGAAUUAGUGAAUUAAAAUUAUUCAUAAAUUCAUAUUGUUUUUAGUUUCAUGGAUUUUUCAUUCAUAACGAAAAAUAAAAUUCUGACGUCAAAUGAUGGAGGUAACAAAAAAUGAGUCCUCAAAAGAGGACCCCUUGUUAUGCUGUCGCGCAUGCCUUUCGACCGACCGUAGAUUGUUCAACAUACAUGAAAAUAAACUUGCUGACGUCUUUGCUCACAUCACGGGGACUCUCGUAAUCAAGGACAAGCUUCCUCAGCACCUGUGCUCGUACUGCGGCGUGCAGCUCCGUAAAUGUGCGUCUUUCAGAGACAUGUGUCUCCGCACACAACAGAUUCUAACCAUAGAGCCGCACAAGGAAGAGCUGGAAUCAGACGGUAUUCGCAAAAUAAGCCGCCCCUCGAACCUAUUUCUUGAUCUAACAAUAACUAAAGUCGAUACAGUAGAAUGUAUAGACAUCACAUCACCGGAAAAUAUAAAAAAGGAACCAAACAUAACCAAAGAAAUUAACAAACCAAACAUUAACAUUGCAGGUGUUAUUAAAAAAACUGGUUCAAAAACUCAAUUUGAAAACCAAAAGCGUGUACUUAAUGUUACUGCCGAUAAACUUAAAUACAUACAAAAAAGGGUUAGGAACAUUGAAAAUACUAUCAAGAAGAAGAUGGAAAAGUCAAAUGAAGAUAGCAAUGAUGAAAAUGACGCCAGUAUAACAGAAACGAAAAUUAAGAUGGAAAUUGAAAUAACAGAAGAUACAAACUACAGUGUAUUUAAUGAGGAAGUUAAAAAAGAACUUGAAGUUGAACAUAAUAAUGAAGAAGCUGAUGGUGUGAGUGACGUUAAUAAUGUACCACUUAAAAGGCGAAAAGAAAUGAAAAAGAAUUUGGAAGUUAAGAAGAAGAGAAUAGAUGUGAAAACUUUGUGCAAAAGUAAAACGAAGCAGAAGAGAGCAGUAACAAGUAAAAGAGUGAAAAGAAAGAUAAGGAAUCCUGAGAAUAAUUAUAUGCCUGAGUUUGAUUUUGCUAAAUUUGAGCGUGAGAAUAAAGUGACAAUUCUGACUUUAAGCAAGGAAGAGCAGUUGGAAGAGAUCGCCGCCCGCAAGAAGUCGGAGAACUACUUGGAGUCGCAGUUCAAGUGCGAGACCUGCGGGAAGGGGUUUAACGCUGAGGCCGCUUACAACAACCAUCUAAUGAGACACGAUCCGAUCGAGGGCGAGUUAGCGUGCGAGAUCUGUGCCGUGCGUUACAAGCGUCCGUUCCAGGUGCAGCGACACCAGGACGUGCACCGACUGAAGUUUCUAUGCAACGAGUGCGACUUUGUGUCCAGAACCAGGUGCCAAGCAAUGAGUCAUCACGACAUGCACGCGGGCAAGAAAUUCGAGUGCCAGCACUGCUUGAAAGUCUUCGCUAAGAUGACGACGUACUUGUCGCACAUACGCGUGCUGCACCCGGCGCAGUGCGCCGCGUGCGACGUGUGCGGGGACACGUUCGUGGGGGAGAAGGGGCUGCGCGCGCACAAGAAGAGAGCGCAUGCUAAGGUAUGUAGCGUGAGGGGGACGGCUAUAUCUCCGUCUCGUUCAACAGUUUAGUGUCCUCUCAGUAAG